AGGCAAUGGUUUCCAACAUUCCCGGGGCAACCCCUCAAGCUCGGCCGCCAGAUCCUGGUGGCCCAACAGAUAUAUAUCCGCUGCGGGACGAGGAGCGGCCGCGGGCGUACAACCUCGCUUUGACCACAGUUGUGCGGACUGAAGCGUACGUUAACCUCAACGACCCCGCUCUCCCCCCAUAUAGGCCAGACGCCGCGUUCUGCCUAUACCCGCACUUCCCAGACAUCAGCGCUCGCUGGCAGCUGCUCAAGCCCAGCUAUGACGCGCUCGUGUCUCGUCACGAAGCACUCGAGGCAAGCCGGCAGUCUCUGCACUUCUCGGCCGGUAGCUACUCGUCCUACUACCAUCAGUACGGACAGAGUGUCGCCCCGCCGUGCGCGUACGCGCCUGCGCCUGCGCCCCCGGCGACAGUCUCCAGUGCCUUUGGGUCACCUCCGCCUGCCUCUACUGGAGCGUUUAGCCAGCCGCUUCCUGAAGGCCCGGGUGGAUUCCCGCUGUAUGCCAGUCGGACUCCGAGUCCUCUCUUCUCGAAAGAACAGACGCCUUGGGGCUUCAACUCGGACGACGAGGACGAGCCGAAGCCCACGGAUGGCCCCAAGAAGCGCACCCGCCGUGGCCGACGCGGUAAGAAGCACAACGCGGCACAGGAGCAAGAGGCGCCAGGUCCCGCCCCACCGCAGACACGUCCGUCUCCUCAGCAGACUGCUCAGGCAAAGUGCGGCGUCCCGGCUGGCCGUCCUCGGCAGCAGAACACUCGACCCACGCCGCCGCAGACUGCUCAGCAGCCGGCCAUGGCUCGUCCUGCGCCUGCCCAGGCUCCACCCGCAAACCCCAACCGUCCUCAGAUCACGGAUGAGAUCUCGAAGCGUCCUUCGAGAUGGGAGGCCGUGAAUCCGAAGUCGCGCCCGCCCGCAGAUCUCGGUCUCAAGCCCCAUGUACACAAGAAGUACGGCGACGGACCACUUCCCGUCAACGUGUACAAUGCGCUCAGCGAGUUCGAUCUCGGCCUCUGCCCGUUCACGUUCGAUCCCAACCUAAAGCUCCGCUGUCCCAAUGAAGGGUGCUGCUUUUGGCGCGAGUGGCUCCUCGACGGGUUGGAACGACGGUGGGCUGACAAGGACUGGUACGCCAAGGCACGAAAGGCCGGCAAGCUCCAGCAAUACUCUCCCGACGACGCGAAAUCCGGCUACAACAGCGAUGUGCCGCGAUUCCAGCGCGACGGCAGGGUUUUCACCAAGGCGCCCGACUUCAAGGAGGCCGCCGUGCCCGAGGACUCUCCGUGGGCGACGUAGAAGAACCAGAACUUCCUCGAGGAUCUAGGUAACCUCACUCCGGCGCAGCGGCGCGUAAUGCAACACCAGUUCCCGUCCGCUGCUGCAGAGGUGCCCGCCGCGAGCAGACCAAGCGCAAGGCUCGCUCUGCGGAGGAGCAGAAGGGAGGAGAAGGGAAGGAAGCGAAGGCUAGCGGCGUGCUCAGCGUCAGCGGGAAUACCGUAGUCCUUGAGGACUACAUGACCUCGCCCGACAAGGGCAAGGAAAAGGACGAGGACGCUGCCUCUCGCACAUAGUGCGCUUGAGACGCAUCGGCUGCCCGCCGCAGCUCCUUCGCGGUAGAUAGAGUGGAAUGGAUA
Trematosphaeria pertusa is the source of this 1630-nucleotide messenger RNA. RefSeq lists its product as uncharacterized. The record is from RefSeq and is a predicted model, not a curated record. Lineage: Eukaryota; Fungi; Ascomycota; Dothideomycetes; Pleosporales; Trematosphaeriaceae. Bases 6 to 1292 code for a protein of 428 amino acids. The transcript has a single exon.